AUGCCGACCCACGAGAGAUUCCCAUUGAAAAUUAUGAUUGAUGCUGAGGAGGGAGAAGAUGAUUCUGAGUCAAGGAAAAAGAUUAGCGAUGCGAAUAGUCAUCACAGUCACCAUAGCCAUGUACGGUUUAUUCGACCAGUUGUCCCGAAAAACCCUGACAAUCAUUGGACCCACGAAAAGCAUCCAAAGGAAUAUUUGGGCAAGUUAGUGACAGCUUUUUAUUGUCUCUUCAUCGUGAUUAUGGGCAUUGUGAUGGAGCUCUCAAACUUGAUAACAGUUGGCUAUGGCUACCCACCAAAUUCUACAGAUUUGGUACUAGCAUUGUUUCUUUAUGGUGGCUCGAUUCUAUUUAUCGGUUAUGCAUUGCUUUCAGUGCUUAAAGAGCAUAUCAGUGUACAUCAAAGGAGAAAAAGCCUGUCUAGUGUUCCUGGCCGAAUUCCGAUGCCUGAAGUUCUCACAAAUGUCUCAACGGGUAGCAUGUAUCUUAGAAUUGGAUGUAUAGUCUUUGGAAUCAUCGGAGUAGUUUAUUAUGGAAUGGUGACACUUGUUUGUGCCCUUGGAUGGGAUCAUGGAUCGUCUCAAGAAUGCUCAAUCUAUUCUGAAAUCAUCUCAAUUCUAGCUGCUGUCUUUAUUUUUGUUCAAAUGUGGUUUGUCUUCUGUAAUGGAAAGAUCACGUUUCUCGGUGCUCCAAAUGUGGCUCGUUUAGGAUUAAUGCAUUUGGUGGCGACAAAUCUUUGGAUGUGGCUUCGUUACAUUCUUUAUGAAGAAGCUGAAACAGUCAACGAGCUGCAACAUGCUUCUAAGCUCUCGACAACUUUAAGACCAACUUUAAAUGUUUUACCAACAUUGCCAACAAUUCCGCAUCAUCAGAUUUAUGAUCAUGCUGCCGAUGUUCAUCUUCAUAACCCAAAACAUUCUUGCGAGGGAUCACAUUGUGUUUUCGGUGAAUACAGCGAGUUUAUGUACACUUGUGUGGUCGAAUAUUCUCUAAUCUGUGUUGGUGUGGCGUUCGUUUUUUGGACUUCAAUCUCUUCAAAGAAAGACGAGAUAAUGCAAAAGCUGAAGAAGCAUAGUGUGGUGACAAUGGAUUGUUCAAGAAGUGCUGAAGGUCUCUUUGGUGGUUUUCUUGUUAUAAUCACGUCGAUUAUCUCAAUCGCUCUUUUCAAUGCUUAUUCUUCACGAAAAGAAUUGGCUCAAUGGAUUUUCUUGGGAACUAAUGCUACUUAUUUUAUUAUGGCAAUAGCUGUCACUUUUUUAGCAUUUCAUAGAAUGAGGGUAUUGAAAUUCAAUGAAGAAAAAGAAUGUGAAGCUGAAGAAAGUGCUGAAUUGCUAGAUCAAAUCCUUCUCGUUGUUGGACUAAUUGGAGAAUUGGUUUAUUGCAUUGGUGGAAUUUUGGCUUUUGCGAACAACUCCAAUAGAAUCAAUCUCUCGUAUAUGCUGUUUGGAGUGCAUGUAUUAAGGCUUGUUCAGGUGUCUCUGCAAUCCGGCUUAAUCAUGAUCGGCGGCCGAUUAGCUCUUCGACUCGAUGAUGAGGAAAUUGUUCGAUACAAACCUGGGAAACAGAUUGUAACACUCAUGCUAAUGGUGAACUGUGCUCUAUUUUUGAUGAACAUUUUUGAAGCUCAGAAGGCUGGAAUCACUGAGGAAAUCGUGGCUCUUUACGGUCAUCCACAAUGGGCAUUAUUGAUCAGAGGGACAAGCCCGCUCACUAUUUUCUACAGAUUCCAUUCUUCUGCUUGUUUCGCAGAAAUCUGGAAGAAAACUUUUAAAAGAUGUGAACACGUUCAAAGAAACUUCAAAGAAUGUACA
This is a messenger RNA of Mesorhabditis belari, 1809 nucleotides long. The record is from the annotation of a GenBank genome assembly. NCBI's taxonomy places the organism in Eukaryota, Metazoa, Nematoda, Chromadorea, Rhabditida, Rhabditidae.